Molecule: messenger RNA, 2121 nt
Organism: Heterostelium album PN500
Lineage: Eukaryota; Evosea; Eumycetozoa; Acytosteliales; Acytosteliaceae
Product: IucA/IucC family siderophore biosynthesis protein
Exons: 5
Coding region: 1-2121 (706 amino acids)
Biological process (GO): siderophore biosynthetic process
Source: RefSeq, a predicted model, not a curated record
AUGGAGAAUUUGGAUUUAGAAAUUUAUAAAAUAAAAGAUUAUUUAAAAUAUCCUUAUUUUGAACAAAUUUUAAGUUUUGUCCUUUCACAACACAAAAACAACAAAAUUAUUUUUAUACAAAAUUUGGAAAUUGCACAAAAAUCAAGUUUCCAAAAAUUAUUGGUUUCGAUAAUAAGAGAACAACUUUUACCUUUCAUUUCAACACCAUUAAUUUUAAAACCAAAUACCAUUAAUACAUUCCAAUUUAAAUCAUCAUCAUUAGAAUCAUCGGAUAUUAUUAAAGAUCAAGUAGUGGUAGCGAAUGUAAUAUCAUUUAAAGUAAAAGAGAUAUUUGGAUUUCAAUUCUUUACUUUUGAACAUCCUGUUGUGUGUCGUACAAGAAGUAAUAGUAAUGAAAUAGUAUUUAAAGAAAUAAAUAAUUGUUUAGAGUUAAUUGAACUUCUAAGAGAGAAUGAUUCAUUUUCAGAAAUAGACCGGUUUAAAGAAGAAAUUGUUAACAGUUUCUGUAACAUGGCAUUGAUCUCCACAUUGGCUCAAGAUAAUCUUAAUGAAAUCAAACAAACUUCAUUAAAGAAUAAUCUUUGUACUCUAUCAGAAUAUUCAGAUUUCAAAUCUAAAAAGGAAUCAUCAUUUGAUAAAUUCUUAUUUUAUGAUCAAUUACAUAUCAUUGGACAUAAUAUACAUCCUUGUUGCAAAUUACGUUCGGGUUUCAAUUGUGAAGAAGUGGUUCAAUAUGCCUAUGAGCUGAAUCAACAGAUACCUAUUCGUUUCAUUGGUCUUCACAAGUCAGUUGGUAGAUACAGUAUGAUCGAUGAGAAUGAUAAUCCAUCUGAUUACUUUCAAAGAUUAUUUCCAUCGGAUGUUGUUGGUGAUGCCAUUCAGCUAUAUUGUAAAGAUAACCAAUUGAAUAUCAAUGAUUAUUUAAUCUGUCCAAUGCAUCCAUUCCAAACUACCAACACACUACCAAAUCAAUUCAAAGAGGAAUUAGAUAAUCGAGUAUUAAUUAUCUUUCCAGAGUCAAUUCAAGUACCAUCAUACUCAACUGCAUCCAUUAGAAAUGUAAUACCAGUCAUUGAUUAUAAUACUUGUGCACCACACAUUAAAUUCUCAUUGCCAAUCCAAUUGACCAGCGCCCUUAGGUUGAUUACAAAAAGAUGUAUUCUAAUGGGUACUUCCAUUUCGAAAGUACUUACAAAGAUAUCUUCAUUAGAGGGAUCGCCAUUCAAUGAAAGAGUGAUCUUUCUUCAAGAGUUGGGUGGUAUCUAUCAUUCAAACAAUGAAGAACAAAGAUAUCAAAACUUCUCAAUGAUUUGGAAGGAAAAUUCUAACAAAUACCUACGUACUCCGAAUGAUCAACCAAUUAGUUCAUGUUCACUAUUUAAUACAUCACCAAUACCAAGACAACAAGUAAAUCAUUCAAUAUUAUCAGAAAUUUUAUAUCAAUAUAUUGAUAAUAAGUGUAUUGGUAUGAUUAUAGAAAAUGGAGUUAAUGAGUGGUUUAAAAGAUAUACAACACUACUAUUGGAACCAUUUAUCAUAUUAUUUACAAAACAAGGUGAACCGGUGCUCUUAAUGCUCAAAGACUGGUCAGGUUGUAAUGUUAUGAAAGAACGUCUUUUAAAACACCAGGAAUCACAACUUAACAAAGGCGAUGGUAUACCACUCUCGCUGAUCGAAGAGAUACCUCCACAAAGAAAGCUAGGCAAUCUGGGGUAUUACAAGACCUUUGCACACUCUGUACUUCAGAACCACAUAGGCCAAAUCAUAAUACAAAUCUGUAAAGAGUUCACAAUGAUAGAUGAAACCAAUCUGUGGGAUAUCACUUACCAAGUAAUGAGAUCUCAAUUAUUGAAAUUGAAAUCAUCAACUGCUGCUCUAUACAAUCAGGUGAUUGAAGAUGAAAGAUAUUUAUUCUCUGAAACCUCCGUCAAGUGCACAUCACUAACUGCUAUGAGACUAAUAACAAAUUAUCAUCUAGGCAGUGAAAAUGUAGAUCUUAAAUCAAAACUAUUGGUUGUUGCAACAAAAGAUGCACCUUCAAUAUAUAUUAGAACAAUGUUUGGUGAUAACUUGAAGGAAGUAGCAGAGAUAACUAUUAGUGAUAUCAUGCCAAUUAUAUAA